UGGAAACAACAAUAAACAAAUUCUAUGUAAUCCAAAUCUUAGUGUCUGUAGGAAAGUACUAUUGUUGGACAAGAUGAGGCCGAGUGGUAAGUCAGUUUCUUUUGUUUGUCAAUCAAAUACAUAUAUCACAACAUGAUGUGCAAAAAUGGUCUUGUAGCAUCUAAUGGAUGACUCAUUUUUGCUAUCUUUCACUGUUUUCAGGGAGAGUCAGGCCAAAACAAUUUAGCCGGUCCAUAUACCGCUGAUGUAGCCAUCAAGAGUUUUAAAAAGAAAUUCAAAGAGAAAACAAAAAAUAAUUGAAGCGAUCGAGAAAACUUUGUCUCGCAUUCUGGGAAGUACACAUUGAUAGAGGUAGAUGGCGACCAGGAUGCAGAAGUGAAGUUGGACACUGUAGAUGGUGGAGAUGUCAAGGUGAAAAGUGAACAACAAGUUCUGCCUUGUACAUUGGAUGAGGCAACUCAAAGGCUCAUUCGAUUCAUCUUUGACAAUGACAUGUUCAAAGAAGCCAUGACCAGCAUGAACCUGGACAUUAAGAAGAUGCCCUUGGGGAAACUCAGCAAGCAACAGAUAGCCAAAGGCUUUGAGGCUUUGGAGGAGAUUGAAGCUGCAAUAAAGAGGGGGGAACGGAACAAGUUAGAAGAACUCUUCACCAUAAUUCCUCAUAACUUUGGCCGAAACAGACCCCCAGUCAUCUCUGAUGAUUAUGUCCUUCAGGGCAAAAAGGAGAUGCUUUUGGUUCUUGCAGACAUCGAGGUUGCCCAGAGUCUUAAAGCUGAAUCUGAGAAAGCCAAAGAAGAGAUGAAGGACAUGGUGCCUCAUCCAGUUGACCAAAAUUACCAGUCUCUAAAAUGCAAGCUAAGCUUAAUGGAUAAGAAGUCAAAGGAAUUUAAGAUUACUGAGAAGUACUUGAAUGCCACUGGAAGAAAAGGGCUCACUUUGGUGGAUGUCUGGGAAGUUGAGAGAGAUACAGAGGCUGAGCGUUUCAUGGAAAAUGAUGCAUUGGAGAACCGGAAGCUGCUUUGGCAUGGAACAAACGUGGCAGUGGUCGCAAUAUUUGAUCCUUCAGAAGAGGUCUUCAUUGAGUUUGAUGGUAAAAAGGUGGCAGUCCCUCGGGGAAAAGCUAUAAAACAACAGCAGUACCAGGGAAGUUCCUUCUUCAACAUAGGACCCAGGGGAAGACUGCCACUCUGGAGGACAGAGGAGUGUGUGUCUGUUUGAAAGAGGAAGAAAAAAAAUCCCAGAGACACAAUAUGUGACAGUCACAGCCCAUCACAGGACCGGACACAGUGUGAAAGCGCAUCC
Molecule: messenger RNA, 1302 nt
Organism: Cyprinus carpio (common carp)
Lineage: Eukaryota; Metazoa; Chordata; Actinopteri; Cypriniformes; Cyprinidae
Product: protein mono-ADP-ribosyltransferase PARP3-like
Cellular component (GO): site of double-strand break
Molecular function (GO): NAD+ poly-ADP-ribosyltransferase activity
Source: RefSeq, a predicted model, not a curated record